ACAGUUAAUCACGAGUAUUCAUUCACGCGCCCUCGCUCUUGGGACAAAAUAUAAGAGGAAUAGUUUCGUGAGUCGGUGGUCAUUCAGUUUUUAGUCGCGGUUCAACCACGUCGCUGACAACAUGUAUCGGUUUAUGUUAUUCGACUAACCGAGUGGUGCUUGUUGAAACUUGACGAAAAUGUCAUCCUGAAAGAGAGCUUGCCCAAAGUGAACCGUUUUGCAAUUCACACGUGACAUUUAUUCAUUGUUCAGCUUGUAAUUGUCAUUGAAAAGUGACUGGCUAUCGCCCAAAUAAAACUAAAAUUCAUAGCAGCACUUUUGUGGAUUACUUUUAGGAGAAUAAAAAAAAUGGCUUGCCCCUUAUCAGACGAUAUUGUGGAAGAUCAUGAUCAAGAAACUGAUCAAUUGGCCGAAGGGCCGGGUAUGCUUUAUGGUGAAUAUCUUCGAUUGGAUAAAAUUUUAACCGCACAAAGGUUGCUGAGCGCCGAGUACAACAAGGAAGUACACGACGAACAUCUCUUUAUCGUCACUCAUCAGGCAUACGAACUUUGGUUCAAACAAAUCAUCUACGAAUUAGACUCAGUCAGAGGUCUUUUCAACUCCGAACCAAGCGACUAUGAUUUGAAUGGUACCACCAACAAUCACACUGCUGUUCCGAAGUCUCGGAUCUCCCAAGUUCUAGACGAAUCAAGGACCUUGGAAAUCUUGAAAAGAUUAAAUCGUAUUGUACUUAUAUUGAAACUACUAGUGGACCAGGUGACAAUUUUGGAAACCAUGACGCCGCUGGAUUUUAUGACAUUUAGAGACUAUCUGUGUCCAGCCUCUGGCUUCCAAUCGCUACAGUUUCGUCUAUUGGAGAAUAAAUUGGGCGUGAAACAGGAUCAUAGAGUCAAAUAUAGUCAAAGUUACACAAGAAUAUUCGGAAGGGAUCCAAAAGCUAUCGAGGCAAUUAAACGUUCAGAAGAUGAACCUAGUCUCAGUUAUCUUGUUCAAAAAUGGUUAGCGCGAACACCAGGCCUGGAACCUUAUGACUUUGAUUUCUGGGGGAAAUACAAAAGAUCCGUCGAGAAAUUGCUCGUUGAACAGGAGCAACUUGCUCGAACACAUACGAAAGAACAGCUCAGAAAUUAUCAUUUGGCAAAUAUAGAUUCUCGGAAAGCAAUAUUCGAGACAAUAUUCAAUGAAUCUCUUCACAAUGCGCUCGUAUCUCGUGGAGAAAGAAAAUUCGCAUACGGCGCUCUUCAAGGUGCAGUGAUGAUCACACUGUACCGCGACGAACCAAGAUUUAGCCAACCUCAUCAAAUUUUGACCGCAUUAAUGGACAUUGAUUCUCUAAUUACUAAGUGGAGGUAUAAUCAUGUUUUAAUGGUUCAAAGAAUGAUUGGUUCUCAACAACUCGGAACUGGAGGAUCUUCGGGAUAUCAAUAUUUAAAAUCUACUUUAAACGAUAGGUACAAGGUAUUUUUAGAUUUAUUCAACUUGUCAACAUUUCUGAUACCUCGCCAUAUGAUUCCGCCAUUGACAAAACAGAUGAAGACAAAAUUAUCCAUUGCUUGCAACGGAUGGAAUCCUGAUGAUAAUCAAAACAAUUCUGAAUGUACAGUGAACGAUACGUAGGAGAUGGCCUGAUAAUGCCGUAACUUUUAGGAUACAAGAGUAUAGAUAAACCAAUAGAUAAUAUCGAAUACAUAAAUGUAGAAAUAACAAUAUAAAUCUUUAUUUUAUUUUAUAUUAGAAUAUUUGUAAAAAUAUACAAAUGGCUGCAUAAUACUAGCAUAAAAAUUCUGUCAAUUGUCGAAUAUACGUGUAAAAGAUGUUAUUGUUAUUAAUAUUAUUUUCACGAAUAUUAUUGUUAUUAAUAUUAUUGUCACGAAUAUUAUUGUUAUUAAUAUUAUUGUAUGUAUUUUCAAAGUACCUCGAUUAAAAAGAUACUUUUAUGUACAUUUUAGGAUCAAUAUAAAUAUUUUCUUCAAAUAUUUUCGUUUAUAUCGAUAGAUUGCUUCAAAGAACAUUUAGUGACGAUACUUGAUUCGCUAUGCCUGUUAUAAAAAAAUGUUCGAUAUAAAAUUGAUGAAUCUGAUAUGUAAAUGAUACAAGAUAAAUCCAUACCGCAUAAA
This is a messenger RNA of Frieseomelitta varia, 2117 nucleotides long. RefSeq names its product tryptophan 2,3-dioxygenase (gene vermilion). The transcript is spliced from 7 exons. Lineage: Eukaryota; Metazoa; Arthropoda; Insecta; Hymenoptera; Apidae. Gene Ontology annotation, molecular function: L-tryptophan 2,3-dioxygenase activity; heme binding; metal ion binding. Bases 349 to 1617 code for a protein of 422 amino acids. The record is from RefSeq and is a predicted model, not a curated record.